UGGAAGAAUGCAGGUUUGUCAUGCUUGUCUGGCAUGACUCUUAAAUUUGUCAUGCACGCCACCAAAGAGACCCACUUUUCUGUCAUGCAGAAACGCAGUCUGUCAUGCUGAAUAGGCAACACCUAGAAGCUCAGAAACGUGUCAUGCUGAGCCAGCACUUGUGGCUCCCUCCUGAUACGCCACCCAGCAUCACAAGCUUCCAGACCCAGACAUAUUUGCACUGCAUAUUAUUGGACGUUGAAGAAGCCUGUUGCUCCACGCCACUGUAUUACACCGAGUGUAGUAAGUAUCAGCAGCGCGACGACGCGUCACGGCCGCUACCCCGAACUCCCAGCAGUGUUGCCUCGCUUAGCGCUGGAGUUCAACAAGCAGAAAGGCAAAGGCUCCUGCAUCUCCCGUUGCGGGCACAAUCGAACGGGUGUUGCACAGCAGAGCAGUGUGGGUGGUGGAAGCAGCGGCCAGUCUGGAGGUCGUUCGUCGCGCUUGUUGGACGGUGACGAAGCCUGCCGCCCAGCGCCACUGCAAACCGAGUGAACUAGCAGCAGCACGACGACCCGUCACAACCACUACCGCAAACUCCCAGCAGUGUUGCCUCGCUUAGCACAACGAGAUGGGCCUUCUGGCGCCUGCGUUCACAGGAAUUUCGGCAAGGCGGUUCGUCCUGCGGACGGUGGAUGUUUCAUGGCGGAGACGAUCUGAUGCUAGCGACAGCAAUUCGUUCGAACAAAUCACCUCCGUGACCGUGGCGACAUCAGGGCAGGAUCUCGGUACGGGAACAAGGUCGAAAUAGAAUCCGAGUUGCCGGUGUAAAUGCAAUUGCACCUCCCGAAAGAAC
Molecule: messenger RNA, 835 nt
Organism: Amoebophrya sp. A120
Lineage: Eukaryota; Dinophyceae; Syndiniales; Amoebophryaceae
Source: the annotation of a GenBank genome assembly